AUGGCCGAAGAAGAAAUUCAAGUUGAAGACAAGAUUGCUGAAAAAGAGCGGAAAAAAAUUGAAAAACGAAAGCAGAGAGAAGAAGAAGAGAAGGCGAAGUUGGAGUCGAUGACAGAGGAAGAGAGAGAGGCGUAUUUAAAGAGAAUUGAAAAGUUAAAACAACAAGAAGAGAAAGAAAGUAAAAAAGAACACGUUGAGGGGAGUAAAAAACCACAUAAAGUGAUUGCAGAGGAUGGACCGAAAAAAGUAAAAAAAUCAAAACCUCAAGCGCCACAAACAGCUUUUCAGUUGCAUAAAGCAGAUCCAGAACUUGGAAAUAAACCAUGGAAAGAACUAACCGCAGAACAAAAACAAAAAUUUUUGGAGAUAGAAAAAAAGAAAAAAGAAGAAUACGAAGAAGAACUGAAAGAAUUUAAAGAAACACAGGAAGUCCUUAACCGCGCCGCAGAAAAGAAAAAAGCGAAAAAAGUCGUCAAAAAUAAAAAAAAUAAAAAAGACGAUGAGGAAAAUUCAGACGACGAUAAUUCUGAGGAAAAAACUGAGGAGAAAGCAAAAGUCGCGAAAAAAACGACAAAAAAAACAGCAAAAAAGAAAAACAAAAAGAAAAACAAAAAAGAGGAGAACUCCAGCGACGACGACAAAGAAAAGGAAUUCGAUCUGGAAAAACUCGCCGAGGAAGAAAAAAAAAGCCAACCGAAGAAAAAAGAAAAAAUCAUCGAAAUUGCCGCAAUCACAAAAAAAUCUGAGACAAUGACAGAAGAAGAUGAUUUCAUGUUGGCGUAUAGCAGAAUGCAAAAAAAUAAAAUUGGAGGAGAUGGCGUGAUCGAUUUGGACGAAAUCAUCGCAAAGUCAACAGUAAAGGAAAAGGAA
This is a messenger RNA of Entamoeba invadens IP1, 870 nucleotides long. RefSeq names its product cylicin-2, putative. The record is from RefSeq and is a predicted model, not a curated record. NCBI's taxonomy places the organism in Eukaryota, Evosea, Mastigamoebida, Endamoebidae. The transcript has a single exon. The annotation marks the transcript as partial.